This is a messenger RNA of Lachnellula hyalina, 1302 nucleotides long. It is a transcript of the gene acat1, whose product is annotated as Acetyl-CoA acetyltransferase, mitochondrial. Lineage: Eukaryota; Fungi; Ascomycota; Leotiomycetes; Helotiales; Lachnaceae. The coding region runs from base 1 to 1302 and encodes 433 amino acids. Gene Ontology annotation, molecular function: acetyl-CoA C-acetyltransferase activity. The transcript has 3 exons. Gene Ontology annotation, biological process: fatty acid beta-oxidation. The record is from RefSeq and is a predicted model, not a curated record.
AUGUCUCUACGAUUCGCCAUGUCGUCUGCCAGGAAUUCCUCUUCAGUAUCAAAACAGCGCCUCACACAAGUCCAACGGCAUUUCAGCGCCACUACCUCGGCCAGACAAGAAAUCCAAGAUGCAUACAUCCUGAGCGCAUCCCGAACACCUACAGGAAAAUUUAAUGGCGCCUUCCUCACCGUCUCGGCCCCCCGCCUCGGCGCCGUGGCUAUUAAAUCAGCGCUCGAGAAAUCCAAAGUCCCCGUCUCUAAAAUAACAGACGUAUACAUGGGCAACGUACUCCAGGGCUCCGUAGGCCAAGCCCCAGCUCGUCAAGCCAUGAUCUUCGCGGGGCUGCCAAACACCAUCGAAGCAACGACCAUCAACAAGGUUUGCGCCUCGGGGCUGAAAGCCGUCGUGCUAGCCGCGCAAAACAUCCAGCUCGGUCUCGCGGAAGCACAGAUAGCGGGCGGCAUGGAAUCCAUGUCGCGGUGCCCUUUGUACGUGCCGAGGAGCACGAGCCAGUCGCCGUUGGGAAAUGUCGUUAUGGAGGAUGGGAUACUGAAAGAUGGGCUUACGGACGUGUAUGAGCAGUUCCACAUGGGUGUCUGCGCGGAGACGACGGCGAAGAAGCAUGGCAUCACACGUGAGAUGCAGGACGAGUACACGAAGCUCUCAUACUCGCGAGCGCAGAAGGCGUGGGAGAACGGUGCGUUUAAAGAGGAAGUUGCGCCGGUUACGGUGAAGGGGCGGAAAGGCGAGACGGUCGUGGAUACAGAUGAGGGGUAUCUGGAUAUCAAGCUCGACAAGCUUUCUACCCUCAAACCGGCAUUUGUGAGGGAUGGUACGGGGACUGUCACAGCUGCCAACUCAUCAACGUUAAAUGAUGGUGCUAGUGCCUUGGUCCUGGGCAACAAAGCCAUUGCCCAGGAAUACGGGAGUGGAUCCAGAGUCCUUGCCCGAAUCUGCGGUUCAGCAGAUGCAGCGAUAGAUCCAGUUGAUUUCCCAAUCGCGCCUUCAAAAGCAGUGCCUCUCGCAUUAGAGCGAGCAGGGAUCAAGCAGGAAGAUGUCGCGAUUUGGGAAUUUAAUGAAGCUUUCGCUGCAGUCAUUGCAGCCAAUGAACAGCUCCUCGGCUUAAAAGGCGCAACCAUAAACCCCCUCGGCGGAGCCAUAUCCCUCGGCCACGCACUAGGAAGCUCCGGAUCGAGGAUCUUGACUACGCUGUUGCAUCAGUUGAAGGUGGGCGAGUAUGGUGUUGCGGCUAUCUGUAAUGGUGGUGGGGCUGCUACUGCGAUUGUGGUGCAGCGGAUUGAGAGUGUAUGA